UUAUAGGACACGCAACAUCUUUGUUCAGAACACCAGAGUUCUGCUGGUUUCUGCUAUUCUCUCCGUUAAAUUCAGAUCCACUCAAAAUCCACUCGCGCUCAGUAAAUGAGCAUAGGACAUGACAACAUCAAAUUGUAGACUAUCCUGGUUUUAAUCAGCGGUUGUCGCUAACACAGAUUAUCACUUUAAAAAAAAUGUUUUACCUUUAUUUAACUAGGCAAAUAAUUAUUUACAAAUAUUUAACAAAUACUUAUUUACAGUACAAUGACGGCCUACCCCGGGUAAACCCCGUCGACGCUGGGACAAUUGUGCGCCACCCUAUGGGACUCCCAAUCGAGUCCCAGAUAUGAUGCAGCCUGGAUUCGAACCAGGUACUGCAGUGACGCCUCUUAGCACUGAGAUGCAGCAUCUGAGACCAUUGGCGCAACUCGGGAGCAUCAUCAGCCGGGUUGGCUCAGUAGUGGAGCGGCUAAUGAUAUCCAUAAAGAUGAUGCUUGGCCCUUUUGCUCCGGACGAUGGGCACGGGCCGGGCAGGUGUCCACGAGGCUCCCUCCCGACUCCCUGCUGCGAAGAGUCGCGUGCGGAGCGCAGCGGGAAAGGAAAGGCGCAGUAGCUCUGCGAAAAGAACACUUUGGAGAUGAUGUUGAUGGUAAAGGAGACGGAAUGAUAUCGAUGUCCAUAUUAUCCAUGGGACAUUCAUAUUACUGUCUUUUACAUGAACUUCAAAUAAGAUAAUAAUAACAAUAAUAACAAUAAUAAUAAUAAUAAAAAUAAUAAUAACAAUAUUUAGAUAAAAUCCCAUAAGAUAUAUAAUACAUGUAGUUUCAAUUCAAUAUUUAUCGAAUAGAAUAGAAGAAGAAAACACAAUCCUACUGUGAAAAAUCUAUUAUUAGAUUAUAAUAAUUAGCCUUUAGCUAUUCGAGUUAAAAAUCCUUAAUUUGCCUUGUAUAAAAUCCUAUAUAUUGGGAUGUUGUGCUCCCGCAACUGAAAACAAUGAAAUUGGCCUAAUAAUAAUAAAAUAAAAUAAAAUGUUUUCUGCAAGGCUAUGGCACUUUGUAUGUAGCCUGGAUAUUACCUAUAAAUCUCAUCAAAUGACAGUCGGUCAGUGAAGAGUUAAAGGGAGGAGACGCCGAGUGACACGCCUCAUUGGGCAUAUUAUGUGCUGCAAACAAAACGUGUGUGUGUGUGUGUGUGUGUCAGUCAGCCAGUGCAUUGCGCCCCUUCUCCAUGCCUCUCUCUCUCUCUCUCUCUCUCUCUCUCUCUCUGUCUCUGUCUCUGUCUCUGUCUCUGUCUCUGUCUCUCUCUCUCUCUCUCUCUCUCUCUCUCUCUCUCUCUCUCUCUCUCUCUCUCUCUCUCUCUCUCUCUCUCUCUCUCUCUCUCUCUCUCUCUCUCUCUCUCUCUCUCUCUCUCUCUCUCUCUCUGCAGCGAAGGGCUAUAUCUGCGGCACCACUGUCACUUUCACGACCACACAGGGACAUGUACUGACGCCGAGGGGAGGACUUGAUCGUAACCUGCUCUCGAAGGCGGCAAAUUGAUUCCAGCAAUCAUUUUUUUGUGGAUUAUUCUUUAUUUUCAACAACAACAACAACAACAACAACAACAAAGCCAACGAUGGAGGAAUCCAGCUCACAUAAGUUGGUUUGGGACGGCGACGCCAAAGCAGUGCAGCAGUGUCUAACGGAUAUAUUCACCAGUGUUUAUACCACAUGUGACAUUCCGGAAAAUGCCAUUUUCGGCCCUUGUGUUUUGAGCCACACGUCGUUGUAUGACAGCAUAGCCUUCGUAGCGCUCAAAUCAACGGAUAAACGAACUGCGCCAUACAUAUUCCGGGUGGACACGUCAGCAGCCAACAGCACGUCCGAGGGCUUGAUGUGGCUGCGGCUCGUGCAGUCGGCGCGGGACCGGGACGAGCAGAACCUCGAGGCCUACGUGAAGAAUGGACAGCUGUUCUACCGGUCUCUCCGGAGGAUCGAGAAGGACGAGGAGCUGUUGGUCUGGUACGGGAAAGACCUGAUUGAGCUGCUGCUGCUGCUCAGUGCCGGUAAAGCGCCGGUCAAGGCCAAGGGGUCCACUCCCUACUCCUGUCCUGACUGCAACCAGCGCUUCCAGUUUGAGUUCCCCUUCCUGGCCCAUCUGAGGUUCCGCUGCACCAAGAGACUACAGAGCAUGGCGGCAGGCAGUGUGGACGAGGAGGUCCCCAGUAAGGAGCCAAGCACUGAGCGCCCUAACCCCAACCCUAACACCACUGCACCCACCAGAGCUAGCCCUAAACUGGGCCGCUCGGAUGGGGACAGCGCCAAACCCUCCACAGACUUCCAUAACCUAGCCAGAGACCUCGAGAACAGUCGCACCAGUCCGCCGAGCGACCGUGAGGCUGAGAUCCGCAGCGAGAGCUCUGGGAAGAGGAAGUUCUCCGAUGUGGAGGACAGAGUGAGGGAUGGUAGCAGCGCCUCUCUGAGUCUGUCUCAGUCUCACAAGUCUAAGGAGGAGCUGGCUAGCUCAGCACAGAACUAUCGGGGAGUGUACGGCCUGGAGGAGAAACGAAGAGGGCCGACGUUUUCCCCACCAGGGUCGGGAUCCACUGAGUCAGGCGGUGAGAGUAAACGCAGCGCCUUCACCGAGGUCAAGAAGUCUCCACAGAGCCUAAAGGCGCACAGUACCAGCGGCACCAAAAACCUCCAGAGCUCCAACGCCGAAAACAAGGACGGAGGUCGGCCCGGCCCCGUCAACAACCCUCCCCAGGAGAAGCAUCUCAACAUCAGGCAGGUUCUGUCGGAGACUCAGCCUGUCCAGGCACAGACCCGCAUGGAGGCCUCUCUGCUAGGGAGCGCCUUCACCUCUGUAGCCCAGCAUGGUGGGGGGAACAGCGGGGAGAGGAAGAGCGCAUUCAGCCAACCCUCCCGCCACGCUACCUCCUCCUUCUCCCAGAUCUCUCCUCUGGUCAUGACCACUCCCAAACACCUGGACUGCCACCCUGCUGUGGGCGACACCAUCUCCUCCUCUAGACUCUACCAGGCUGACCACCUGGCCGCCAAACUCCAUGGCGCCGAGCUGGGCGCCAACUGCCCCGUGCCGGGCGCCAUGUCCAAGCAGAGCCCGUUCCUCUACACAACGGCUGCUGCCACAGCAUUCUGGCCUAAGAGCCAGGGCCAUAUCCAGCUGCAGAUGCCCUCAGCAUUAACCUUACUCCCCCCCUCCUUCACCUCUCUGUGUCUGCCCGCCCAGAACUGGUGCGCCAAGUGCAACGCCUCCUUCAGGAUGACCUCUGACCUGGUGUACCACAUGAGGUCGCACCACAAGAAGGAGUUUGCCAUGGAGCCGAUGGUUAAGAGGAGGCGGGAGGAGAAACUCAAGUGUCCAAUCUGUAACGAGUCGUUCAGGGAGAGGCACCACCUCUCGCGUCACAUGACCUCCCACAAUUGACAUUCAGAUCAAUAACAGACCGUUUUCACACUGCUAGGGGGGCGAACCGAGUCGAGCUGUACUGGCCUGGUUACGGAAUUGCAUUUUGAUGAAGGAAGCCUUGCUUGAAAGGACAGUGUGUAAAGAAUAUACUGUAGACGAACCAGCACAGUAAGGUUUGACCACUGACGUUGCUGGGAUGGACCAUAAAGGACUAUGGGAAAAUAGUAUACCCGUGCCAGGCCAGCACAGCACGGUUUGAGUCGGCACGAUAGUGGGAAAAGGGUAUCACAUCACAGACCAUGGGGAGGAACUUUUUUGCUGACUGACUGACUGGCUGGCUGUCUGACACUGACUGGCUAUAUGACUGGCUGGCUGACUGGCUGGCUAUAUGACUGGCUGGCUGGCUAUAUGAUUGGCUGGCUGGCUGACACUGACUGGCUAUACGACUGGUUGACUGGCUGGCUGACUGUCUAGCUGGCUGACUGGCUGACUGCCUGGCUGGCUGACUGGCUGACUGCCUGGCUGGCUGACUGGCUGACUGGCUGACUGCCUGGCUGGCUGACUGGCUGACUGCCUGGCUGGCUGACUGGCUGGACAUACACCACUUAAAGGAGCACUUGUUUUCAACACAGAAAAUUAUUAUCGUUCCUUGAGUCUGUUUUUGGUUUCAAAUGUCAUGUUUCUUUAUGCUAAUGCAUUUUGACUUCAGAAAUGAAUUAAUUUAUCUUAUGAAGCACUUACAAUUUGGUAAAUAAGGGAAAAUAAGAAUAUGUGUAUUUAAAUGUACAGUACGUUUGGAUUUUAUAUUAUAUAAAGACAUAUAUAGAAAAUGAUAAAUAAAAAAUAAUUACAUUACACGGUUUUACUAUUCAAUACGUUUUUUUCAUGUUCACUUUAAAAGGCUGGAUGAUAUUGACACAAAGGAGGAUAUGACGUCAGACAGACUGGCUAUAUUUCAGAGUGCACCGUGUGACAAUAGGUAUCGAUGCAAAUCUAUACAGUUACGAUGUACAUACCUGGUUUGUUUGAAAUGCAAAGUGUAAUAUUUUGUGUCAGUGGGGAAUACAGUAGUUUCAGUGUUUCUUUCUUCAUGCUGAAAUUCACUACUUGAUAGUUUACCUUGAUCAUGUUGAAUGAUUUGACAAUAAAAUAGCUUUAUUUUCA
Messenger RNA from Oncorhynchus keta (chum salmon), 4569 nucleotides. RefSeq names its product PR domain containing 8b (gene prdm8b). Gene Ontology annotation, biological process: regulation of DNA-templated transcription. Gene Ontology annotation, cellular component: nucleus. Gene Ontology annotation, molecular function: protein binding. The record is from RefSeq and is a predicted model, not a curated record. The coding region runs from base 1612 to 3423 and encodes 603 amino acids. Lineage: Eukaryota; Metazoa; Chordata; Actinopteri; Salmoniformes; Salmonidae. The transcript is spliced from 4 exons.